GCCGCAGAUCGGGGCAGUGAUCAACCUGGGGAGGAGUCAAACGCUUCUCCACCUAACAGCCUUCCCUGAUUUCACAGAAAACGAAAGUUAACAGCGCUGUGAUAAAGAUGGCAGAGUGCUCCACGGAGCCAGAUCCGUUGUCCUGCUUGAUAUGCUUCGACAGACUCAAAAGCCCUGUGACACUUCACUGUGGCCACAGCUACUGCAUGGACUGUGUAAACGGAUAUUGGGACCAGGAGAACAACCACGGGGUUUACAGCUGUCCCCAGUGCAGACGCACUUUCAGCCCCAGACCUGAGCUGAACAAAAAUACAGUGCUGGCUUCUCUGGCAGGGAAAGUGUCAGGGCCAGAAGCACCCACCCCUCCUGUGAAGGAUGAAGUGGGUCCUGGGGAUGUGGAGUGUGAUUUCUGCACUGUGAGGAAGCUGAAAGCUGUCAAGUCCUGCCUGGUGUGUCUGGCUUCUUACUGUGCUACUCACUUGGAGCCCCACUAUGUGUCUGAGGCUUUCAAAAGGCACAAGCUGGUGGAAACCUCUUCUUCCAUUCAAGAGAAGAUCUGCCCAAAGCAUGACAAGCUGCUGGAAGUCUACUGUCGCACUGAUGGCCAAUGCAUUUGCCUGCUCUGUGUGAUGGAUGAACACAAAGGUCAUGACACUGUCUCCGCUGCAGCAGAGAGGAAAGACAAACAAAAAAAAUUUGGAAAGAAUAAACUAAGAUAUCUGAAAGGAAUACAGAAGAAAGAGAAGCAGCUGCAGCAGCUAAAACAGAAAAUGAAUGCACUACAGGGUUCAGGAGAUGCAGCAAUUGAUCAAAAUGAGAAAGCCUUCGCUGAAAUUGUCGCGAUGGCGGAUGAGAGGCGCUGUGCCAUUAAAGAGCUGAUCAGAGUUCAGCAGAAGGCUGCAGUGAGCCGAGCUGAGGCGUUUGUGGACCGUCUGGAGAAGGACAUCUCCAAGCUGAGAGAGGGAGAGGAUCAACUUAAACAACUGUCACUCACUGAAGAUCACAUUCUUUUCCUGCAGCUACUGGAGGAUCCGGUGACAACGUCCUGUGGACACAGUUACUGUAUGAAAUGCAUUAAUAACUUCUGGGAUGGACAUAAUGAAAGAGGAAAGAGCUACAGUUGCCCUCAAUGCAGGCAGACUUUCUGCCCGAGGCCUGAUCUGAAGAGGAACACUCUCCUGGCUGCCCUGCUGGAGGAGCACAGGAAGACAAACAGUGAACAAGCUGAUAAUAGCACUCACGCUGCUACUGGUGAUGGGCAGUGUGACGCCUGCACAGGGAGAAAAAGAAAAGCUUGCAUGUUCUGUCUCGUGUGUUUGGCCUCUUACUGUGAGACUCAUCUGAAGCCUCACCUUCAAGUGCCCCCCUUAAAAAAACACAAUCUGAUCAAAGCCUCUGCAUGGGUCAAAGACAGAAUCUGUGGCCAUCAUGACAAACUCCGGGAGAUUUACUGCCGCACGGAUCAGCAGUUCAUCUGCCUGCUGUGUGCGAUGGAUGAGCACAAAGGGCAUGACACUGUGGCAGUGUCAGCAGAAAAGUGUCAAAUGCAGAGACAACUGGAGCAAACUAAACAGAAAAUUGCAGAUAGACUGCUGCAUUCCGAGAGUAAGAUAAUGGAGCUGAGGCAGGCUGCAGACUCUAUAAGAGAUGCUGCAUGGGAGGCAUCUUAUGACCUUGAGCGACUGUGUGUGGAACGCAUCCGUACAUUGGUCCGCUCUGUGGAGAAAAAGCGCUCUGAGAUGAGAGAAAGAAUUGGAGAGGCAGAGAAAUCAGGAGUGGACUGGAUUAACAUCUGUGUCGGGCAAGUAGAGCGUGAAGUGUCGGAGCUGAGGAGCAGGGAGGAUAGACUUAACCAGCUUUCGCUCACAGAGGACCCCAUUCAGUUUGUGCAGGGUUUCAAGGCCCUGCGUGACCCCCCUGUGUCCACAGACUCACAUGAAAGUCCUGACACACUGACAGAGUUCAUCUCUGAACAGACAAAAAAACUGAAAAAUAUGUGCAACAAAGAAAAGAAAGAAUUAUUGCAUCAUCCUGAAGAAAAUCUGUUGUCGAAAGAACCAUCGUUUCAUGAGAAAACAUUAUCAAGGAUGUAUCUUUUGACCAGAUAUAAGAACACCACCAUGGAGGUGGACCCCAACACAGUGGCUGCAUGCCUUUAUCUUUCAGACAGAAACAGAGAGAUAUCGUGGAGUGACCGGGACCAGGCUCACCCUGAUCAUGCAGACAGAUUCACCUUCUAUCACCAGGCCCUGUGCAAAAACAGCCUUCAGUACAGCCACUACUGGGAGGUGGAGUGGGAUGGGGGCGUUGUUGACUUGGCCGUGUCGUACAGAAGCAUUGAAAGAAAGGGUUCAGGAAAAAGUUGCAGUUUUGGCCACAAUGAGCUGUCUUGGAAAUUAACCUGCUCAUUGUCCGGCUGCACAUUUUGGCACAAUAAUCUUCACAAAGGCCAGAUUCCUCCAGUUCUCUCCCGCAGAGUGGGCAUACAUCUUGAUUACGAAGCAGGAACACUAGGCUUCUACAGUGUUUCUGACUCGGGCAGUUUCACACGGCUGCACCACGUCAAGACCAUAUUCUCUGAACCUCUGUAUCAUGGGUUUUCAGUGGAUUUGGGUGCAACUCUGAAAAUAUGCAACAUCUAAACCACAAUAAAAGCCGCACGACCUCCUGCCGUUUAUAAUUCAGUCAUAGAAACCUGAAUAAGGCCUUCUGCCUGGGUAUGCCUCAUGGAAACCAGAAAGGUUUAGCCUUGUCUGGCUAAAAUGUCAUAAUUUCAUGAUUUCUUCCAAGACAUUUGUGCUUAUUUCAUAAUAAGGAUUUCAAUUAUUGAGAUGGAUAUACAACCAACAAAAAAUAAUAUGUACAAAAUUAGGAAUACUAUUUACAUAUGCAACUGUGCAUAUUUGAGGUUGAAUGGGUAAAUUUGUAUUACAAAUUUGAUAAUGAAUAAAUAGUUGAAAAUACAAAUUUUUAAUUAAGCUAUUCUCUAAAAAUGUAAAUGCACAUCAAAAUAUUUUUUUCUAUAACUUUUAUGCUUUAAAAAAACAAAUAAUAGCCUUAACUAUUUUGAAAUUAAUUUGUUAAACAUACUUUACGUUGUUUAAUGCUUUUGUUGGGAAAAAAGGCCACUUCUUUAAAUCCUUGAUGAAUGUAAAUACUGCUAUGCCUAUCCUUUAUUUUUAAUUAUCAAACAACGCAAACAAUCAGUAUUUUUGCUUUGAAAGACUUCAAUAAAAGGCCUUUAUCUUCCAA
Messenger RNA from Eleginops maclovinus (Patagonian blennie), 3252 nucleotides. RefSeq names its product E3 ubiquitin/ISG15 ligase TRIM25-like. Gene Ontology annotation, molecular function: protein binding; zinc ion binding. The transcript has 9 exons. The record is from RefSeq and is a predicted model, not a curated record. The coding region runs from base 108 to 2642 and encodes 844 amino acids. NCBI's taxonomy places the organism in Eukaryota, Metazoa, Chordata, Actinopteri, Perciformes, Eleginopidae.